Messenger RNA from Mucor mucedo, 576 nucleotides. RefSeq names its product Aph-1 protein-domain-containing protein. Gene Ontology annotation, biological process: protein processing; positive regulation of catalytic activity. The transcript has 4 exons. Lineage: Eukaryota; Fungi; Mucoromycota; Mucoromycetes; Mucorales; Mucoraceae. The coding region runs from base 1 to 576 and encodes 191 amino acids. The record is from RefSeq and is a predicted model, not a curated record. Gene Ontology annotation, molecular function: protein-macromolecule adaptor activity. Gene Ontology annotation, cellular component: membrane; gamma-secretase complex; endoplasmic reticulum.
AUGUCAUUAUACACCUUUUUUGGGUGCUUACUGAUAGCCUAUGGUCCAAUUCUGUCUAUAUUUUUUCUCUACAUUGCACCCAAUGCACAGUAUGUUUUACUAAUGGUGUCAAGUGUUGCCAUUCAAGAACUUUGUCGAUGGGGUUACUGGACUAAUGUAUUUCAAACAGUGUCUGGAUACGGGUAUGCUUUAAUGAGCGCACUGGUGGGAUACAUAUCGUUAUUAGUAGAAUCCAUUGGUCCUGGUGUGAUGAUGUGUCCUUCGUGUCCCAAAGCAACAUUAUAUUUCAUUUCGGCUAUUACAACCUCUUUAUUUUCUUUAAUGCAUAUGAGCUGGAUGAUGAUUUCCUUUGAAGGAUUUUCAGAAUUACCAAAGACAAAAGGAUGGUUGAAAGUGAUAUGGGUGAUUGUCUCACAUUAUGGUGCUUCCUUUGCGACUACUUUGAAUUCGUCUACUACAGUCAGUAAUGGAUGCAUUUACUCCAUCAUUGUGUGUCUGUGUAUUAUUGCUGUCUCCGGUUAUAUAGUUGCCCUUUCUCUCAAGUCAAGAUUUAAGCUUUCUCGUUCCCAGCAGUAA